Messenger RNA from Peniophora sp. CBMAI 1063, 993 nucleotides. The record is from the annotation of a GenBank genome assembly. Lineage: Eukaryota; Fungi; Basidiomycota; Agaricomycetes; Russulales; Peniophoraceae.
AUGGGAGUUGAGGAGAAAAAGGCGGCGGGCCGACUUGCUCCCUCUGCGCGUCGCGCUUGUCGCGUCCGUGCGCAACGCUCACCAGGCCCUGUUCCAACUAUGAGCGCACGUGCAGUAGCCAGGAGAGCUGGUUCUGAAUUCAUCAAGGCUCGCCGGGCACAGGCUGCUCGUCGGCUACCUCGGGAUGAGCAGGGUCUUCCUAUUCCACGUUGCGACAUAGUUUUGCGCGAUACGCACGAGUCUCGGCUAGGCGAGCACUACCACCACACCCUGCAGGAUGACUUGAUGUACAUGACCUACGUCCACGAGUCCGGGCCGCGCCCAACACCCCGCCAAAUUCGCCUGACGCAUGACCCCGAAGACCCAUACACAAAGCACCGUACAAACCCACCAGCCGGAGGUUCCCGGCUGGGGCGCAAACCCGCGGCUCCGACAACCGACGAGAAUGUUGUACAGCUGGAGCGUAUCCAGAUUCACACGAUGGUGAAGGACGCGAUGCUCUCGAAGGCGAAUCUACUCGGCCCAAUGAUGGUUCUGCGUGCGCUGUCGGGUGAAACUCAGAAGGGUGGUGGGACUUAUGGUGCGGAGGGUGUACAAAUCGUGAAGGGCAUUAAGAAUGUUUCGGGUUGGGUCAGAACGGGCCAGCCUAUCGGUGUCAAAGUCGACAUGAAGGGCCCGAAGAUGUACGAGUUCCUGGCGACGUUGACGGAGUUCGUGCUCCCCCGACUGCGCGAAUUCCCGGGACUCCUGUUGCCACCGCAGAAGGCAUCUUUGGAGACGCCGGCUGGCGUUUCGGGGACCGUAUCCAUGGGUCUCACGCCACAGGCUAUGGCAUUCUUCCCGCAAAUUGAGGUCAACCUGGACGCAUACCCGAAGUCGUAUGGUAUGCACAUACACUUCAUCACCAACGCCCGCGGCCAGGAUCCCGUUCUCCCGGAGGUAGUCGACCCGAUGAAAGUGGAUAGACCUUCACUCGUACAUUACACUUGCUAA